Molecule: messenger RNA, 787 nt
Organism: Coregonus sp. 'balchen'
Lineage: Eukaryota; Metazoa; Chordata; Actinopteri; Salmoniformes; Salmonidae
Source: the annotation of a GenBank genome assembly
AUGGACAUCACCAUAAGGUCAACACGGAUUAUCAUCAUGCUCUAUGAGAGGAAUGGAAUCAAGUUCCUGUGGGCCGUCCUGAGGCAACGCCUGACAGGAGACAACAUUAUCGGGAUCAUUGGUGAGUGAAACAUUAUCAGUAACACUCCACUUCAGAUCCUUAUGUUGUAGUCAAUAGCCAUUAUAUAUUCUCUUUGUUUCUACGUGAGUGUGUACAUUUUUAAAAACAUAACUUUAAAUUCUAGGACACAGAUGAAAAUACGUUAGUUAACGCAGUAUAAUUUCAUACUGUCCAUUUGAUUUAAGAUAGCUAGCCAUAGAGUUUGGAGCCAUUGUAUCAGGUCCAGGUAUCUCAUAGUGACAGUAUUUGUACUGUGUGUUACAGCCUGUCCACCUGUUGCCUAUGAGGAGGUCCAGGGAACAACAAUGAAACUGAAGAUUCAGGACAAAGAAGUAGAAGUCUCCAGGUAAGUUCAACUGUCUAUUAGAAACAAACUGCAUGUAUAGUGAUCUGACUGUUCAUAGGUUGUGUGUUUUAAUACUGUGUAUCUAUAGCAAUAAUGUGUAUUUAGUGUAUUUAAUGAGUUUAUAUUUAGGUGAUUAUGUUUGAUUGUAUGGUUCUGUGAGAAUAUUUAGGGAAACUGGAGUAUUCUGUAUACGCUAUUAUAUUAAGAACCGUGUUGUGGAUUGUGUGUGUGUGUGUGUGUGUGUGUGUUGUAGGAGCUCUGCUGUGGAUCUCAGUGUUCGCUCUGCCCCCACCGUGGCAUGCUGGUUGCUGCCUCUUUAG